This is a messenger RNA of Homalodisca vitripennis (glassy-winged sharpshooter), 1749 nucleotides long. RefSeq names its product protein lethal(2)denticleless (gene l(2)dtl). NCBI's taxonomy places the organism in Eukaryota, Metazoa, Arthropoda, Insecta, Hemiptera, Cicadellidae. The record is from RefSeq and is a predicted model, not a curated record. The transcript has 9 exons. Gene Ontology annotation, cellular component: nucleus. Gene Ontology annotation, molecular function: protein binding; protein-macromolecule adaptor activity. Bases 292 to 1734 code for a protein of 480 amino acids. Gene Ontology annotation, biological process: proteasome-mediated ubiquitin-dependent protein catabolic process; mitotic G2 DNA damage checkpoint signaling.
GGGAACUGGUCAACUGGUCAGUGAUCGAAAAGAAAACAAUACUGUGUUGCUGUGUUGUAUUAAUUUGUGCAUUGAUGAUGAGUUAUUACCAUAGUUUUGUUUCGAGAAAUUAGAUUAAGCCAAACAACUAAAUAGUAGAAGUAGAAUAGAACAUUGUUACAAAGUAGUGAAAUAUUAAUUUCAAUUGAUUAUUUUUUAACUUGAGUGGUGUUAUGUGACCACAAAAUUGCAAAACAACUAUAGUUGGAACAUUGGAAUUAUUUUAUUCUACAGUGGUAUUAUUGUAUAAAAAUGAAUAUAUUAGAAGAAAGAGAACUUGUACAAUAUGGAUUUCGAUCUGCAAAACGAUACGAUCUAGCAAUAAAAAUGCUCAAAUCUUACAAAUGGGAUGAAUUUAGAAGUCUCUCUUCAGCCCAAGAUACAGUUGGAGAGCCUCCAGUGUUUGCCUGCCGUUUCUGUAAAAUACCGGGAUUCGAGCAUCUUUUAGCCCUAGCCAAUGAAGAUGGUAAAAUCGGGAUUCAAGAUACCAAAUCAGAGUAUAAAGAAAGAUCUGUAGAUAACAUAACAUGCACCCAAGGACAUAUGAACGCAAUAUUCGAUUUGUCAUGGUCGGACAGCAGCCUGCGGCUGGUGUCUGUGUCUGGAGAUCACACGGCCAUGCUGUGGGACGUCUCUGCUAGCACUGUGGCACCUCUUGGCAUGUUCGAGGGCCAUACCCGCAGUGUCAAGAUGGCUGCCUUUCGCCCUUCUGACACCAAUGUGUUUGCCACUGGUGCAAGAGACGGUCUAGUGAUUAUGUGGGACUAUCGGUGCUCCCAACCCAACACCACCACCAUUAAACCUGACAACAUCAUAUCCAACGCACACUGUCAGUCAGGAUCAACAGUGAAGAAAACUAAGCGUAAAGAGCCAUCAAGAGCAGAUAGCAUCACUGGUCUUGUGUUUCAAGAUCCAAAUUUUCUAAUUUCCUGCUCUGCUGGUGACGGUCUUAUCAAGGUGUGGGACAUCCGUAAGUGUUACACCAUGUAUCGGAGAUUACCGCAGCCAUGCUACAGUCUGGUCCACCCUGGUACCUCUGCCAAGAACGGUUUCACCAGCCUGUCCGUGGAUCCGGGGGCAGUCAGACUGUUUGCUAAUUGUAUGGACAAUAACAUAUAUUGCUAUAACAUUGCAACUUAUGAGAAACAACCAGUGGCAAAAUACUACGGACAUCUAAACCAAACAUUCUACAUCAAAAGUUCUCUAAGCGUGGAUGGAGAGUACAUACUAUCGGGCUCUAGUGAUGAGCGGGGCUAUGUAUGGCGGGUCAAGCAACCAGGGCCCCCAUUGGCUCAGCUGAUGGGGCACUCAGCAGAAGUGACCUGUGUUGACUGGGCGGCUCCAGCUGACGGAAGUGUCAAGGUAGUGACAUGUGCGGAUGAUGCCUGUCAUCGCUUGUGGCGGCUGUGUCCACCCACCGACAAUGAAAACAAGGACCCUGACCUGGUUGGUUGGACUGAGUGUGCUGACACCACUAUUUCAGCCGAGGGCCAUCCCCUCAGCACCCCUUGCUCACUCAGACGUAUGGUUCGGCGUCAGCAAAUUACACCAGAAAGUUGCCAAGAUGAAAAACGUCAGAAGACAACAGACAGGGUGGUAUUAUCCACUGUACAGCCCUGUUCAGAGAGUAGAGGGGCUCGUCGAUUGUUUGAUGGCGACUCGUCAUCAAGCUGUAAGUUUGGUUUAUAUAUGUAGUUUAAAACAUAAUUG